Messenger RNA from Monoraphidium neglectum, 381 nucleotides. RefSeq lists its product as hypothetical. The transcript is spliced from 5 exons. Lineage: Eukaryota; Viridiplantae; Chlorophyta; Chlorophyceae; Sphaeropleales; Selenastraceae. The record is from RefSeq and is a predicted model, not a curated record. Bases 1 to 381 code for a protein of 126 amino acids.
AUGAAGCUCUCCGACGUCAAGUGCCCCUUCAACAGCGACACCGGAACGCUCGCGUUCACUGGCGUCCUGGGCGCUGCGCACGCGGCCGCGUUGAUCAUCAGCCCCAAGAGAAUCAACGACAAGCUCCUGGAGAACUCCAAGGAUGAUAAGUCCCUCAACGCCAUCACGCGUAUGGGCGGCGCGAUGGCCGGUGCCGCAGCCAUCACUGCCAUGGCCCUCGGCCAAAAGGGCGCCACCAUGAUCGGCGUCGCAGCCAUCCAGGGCGUCGAGACUCACAACGAGCGCACCAAGAAGAGGAUCGGCUGGGCCACUACCGCCAUCCACGGAGGCGUCGGCGCCGUCUGCCUGUGGCGCGGCCUCAAGGAGGGGGCCGGCAAGUAG